GGCUGGAUGACCUCAGCGCUGCACCCACAACACCACCACCGACACCGACCACAUCAGCACCCUCCACCCUGCUGCAGUAUAAAUCCUGCUGUCCAUCCUCCUGCCUCCACUCUCUGCACACUCAUCUGACUCCUCCUGCCUGAACUCACGCUGAGAAAAAGGUGAAAAGUCUAUGAGCACGAUGACCGACCUGGAGACCUCGAUGGCGACCAUCAUUGCCGUCUUUCAGAAGUACUCGGAGCGAGAAGGAGACAAACACAAGCUGAAGAAGAGCGAGCUGAAGGAUCUGCUGCACGACGAGCUACCGGAGCUGAUGGCGCAUGUGAAAGACCAGGGCACCCUGGACAGCCUGAUGGAGAGCCUGGACUCGGACGGAGACGCCGAGUGUGACUUCCAGGAGUUCAUGACAUUCAUCUCUGUGGUUACCGUCUGUUGCCACGAGUUCUUCGCGCACGAGGACGAGUAAAAGAGGAGGCGGAGGGGGAGCUACGGUAAAUUAAGGAGGAGAAGAAGAAGAAGAAGAAGAAGAAGAAGAGGGAGCCUAGCAACGCACAAACUCACGGUGCCUUCAGAGCGGUGGAGCAGGGUGGGAAAUUACAACGCCGGCCAGCAGCCAAAUGUUAGAGAUGGCUGGAGAGAGUCUGUUAGUCACUUAGGCUUUAAUCUACCUUUCUUUAAGUUCUGUUCCUCGAUAGAUAGACGGAUGAAUAGACGGAUAGAUGGAUCGUACAUGUUUGAGAGGUUUUAAAAUAGGCUUAAAAUUCAGUCUGCUUAGAAGCACAUCACGUUGACUAUCAAAUACUUAGAGAUAAGAGGAACAUUACUGUACCACAUGAACAGCUUUAGCUCGUUUUAUAAUCUGUUCCUGAAUUUAAAAGUCACAAAAGACGGCCGUAAGAUUGUUUUUCAUGGAUACUAAGUUUGUUAAGAAGCUUUUAAGUUUGCUCUUAAGUCUGUCACGUAGUUACAAAUAACCACUCCAAGGCGCAUGUGGAUGAAAACUUCUACUUUAGAAUUAGAAGAGUUUAGAAAUCUUUUUAAAAACAGCGAGACAUUAAAAUGAAUUUGUAAGUAAUUUAAAAGUCUUUUAGAUGACGAGUUAAAGCAGCAAAAUAACAGAUUUUUAAAGAGGAUUUCAUUUUAAAGAUGAGAUAGAGGUUUAUUUCUCUACUUAUUCAACACCCUGAUAGCAUAAAUCAACUAAUCAAACACUGCUUUUGGUUCUUAAGAAGUUAAGACGAUAAAUAAAGUCGUAUAAGAACUUUUAGCUCAUCCACAGCUACCUUUAAAUGUCAUUUCAACCGCCUCCAAUCAAAUCCUUAAAAAGCACCAUGGAUGGAAUAAGCGUAGCUAACACCAACUCGUCGCUACGUAACAACCACCUUGUGGCCGUAUGUGGUACUGCAGCUGUAUUACAACAAUUACAUUCUGACUGUUACAGCGUGAGAGGACGCAGAUAUGGGAGGAUUAAAGUCUGAUGUUAAAAUCUUUAAGUACUUUUAUUUCUCUGCUUCUUCUUCAGUAGAAACUUAAACCUGAUUAAUAUUAAAAAGCGCUCGCCUGAUCGACUCGAUGUGGUUUGUUAGUCAGAGAUAUAAGAUGUUAAUUUCCUCUUUUAAAGUCGUGUCCUCCUCCGUGUUUAGACAACAUGUAAUCAACACUUUUUUGACUCCUAACACGUUUCAGAUACGAAGUUAGCUGCUAGAAUAAUCACACAGUAGCCGUCAGCAUGUGAGUUUAGUUGAACUACAAUCUGAUCUGAAGGUGUAACUCUUCUUUUCAUGCAAAUAAAAAUCAAGUGUGUGUAAAGAUGUUCUGGCAGCGGGCGGAGGAGAGUUCGAUCAUGUGUUUUCUGACAUGUUGAUGACCGGGUUAUUUGGAUGUUGCUGAUAUGAAAUGAAUAAAAUCAUCAACGUGC
This is a messenger RNA of Notolabrus celidotus (New Zealand spotty), 1918 nucleotides long. It is a transcript of the gene s100b, whose product is annotated as S100 calcium binding protein, beta (neural). The transcript is spliced from 3 exons. Lineage: Eukaryota; Metazoa; Chordata; Actinopteri; Labriformes; Labridae. Gene Ontology annotation, molecular function: RAGE receptor binding; S100 protein binding. Gene Ontology annotation, biological process: positive regulation of cell population proliferation; positive regulation of canonical NF-kappaB signal transduction. Bases 173 to 466 code for a protein of 97 amino acids. The record is from RefSeq and is a predicted model, not a curated record. Gene Ontology annotation, cellular component: cytoplasm; nucleus.